This is a messenger RNA of Zasmidium cellare ATCC 36951, 1455 nucleotides long. RefSeq lists its product as uncharacterized. The coding region runs from base 1 to 1455 and encodes 484 amino acids. The record is from RefSeq and is a predicted model, not a curated record. The transcript is spliced from 4 exons. Lineage: Eukaryota; Fungi; Ascomycota; Dothideomycetes; Mycosphaerellales; Mycosphaerellaceae. Gene Ontology annotation, cellular component: mitochondrion.
AUGUAUAGGUUGCACCACCUAUUCAAUUACACCUCAGGACGAUGGCUGUACAACGAGCAGAGGCGCCUGGAAGGAAGAGUACGACCUUUUAACGUGUCCGCUCUGCAGUGCCUGACUGUGCAAGCGGUAUCGAAGAAUUCCGAAGACAUAGUCCAGUUCCAAAAGCUGGGCGAGGGUGCAUCCAAUCGAGCCUUCAUUGUACGCAUGCGCGACGGGCCCUCGCUUGUGGCCCGCAUACCCUAUAUGGCCACAGUACCUAGAGGCUUUGUGGUGGCCAGCGAGGUCGCAACAAUGGAGUUCCUCCCUUCCAAAGGCAUUCCUGUACCGAAGGUGUACGGGUAUUCGACAUCGACCAACAAUCCUGCCGGGGUAGAGUAUAUUCUCAUGGAGUAUGGCUCUGGCCGAAUCCUCAGUGAGAUUUGGGACGAUAUGAACCAGCAAGACCGACCGAAAACUCUCUCGAACAUUAUCGAAGUGGAGAACCGCCUUUUCAGCAUUCGCCUGCCAGCCAGUGGAAGCAUUUAUUUCUCGAAAGAUAUGCCACAGGGAGCUCGAGGCGUGCCUAUAGACCAUCUUGAUGCAGAGAGACCUUGCUCCCUGCAUGUUGGCCCGGAUGCAAUUACAGAGUGUGGAGCGCUGCUCACAGCAGGUGCCAGAAAGGAGAUUGAGUACUUGACCAAAUUCGGUCGUCCAUUACUUCCUUUCAGUAGGAUGCGAAGAGAGACUUUCAGCCUUGAGAGACAAGACCCUGGCACUCAUAUCGACAGCCUGGGAAGAUAUCUGCAGAUCGCCGAACAUCUCAUUCCAAAGGAUUCCCAGGGACUGCUCCAGCCUGUCGUGCGCCACCCUGAUCUUCGACCGAGCAACAUCUUCGUAUUCGACGACUUCAGCAUUGCGUCUCUCAUCGAUUGGCAACACAGCACCGUGCAGCCGUUGUUCUUACAAGCCGGCAUUCCGAGCAUGUUCAACAACUCUCAUGAUGCAGCAUCUAGGUCGUGGGAAACACUACGUUUGCCCAGCGAUUUAGAUGAUAUGUCAAAGGAGGAGAAGACCGAGCAGCUAGGAAUCUUCCGCGAUCGGCAAUUGCACUGCGACUACAUCGCGCAGACCGCACAGAUCAACGCAACUCAUUUCAAAGCAUUGAAAUACCCGUACGCUUCUUUUCGGCGGAGGCUCCACCGCUUGUCCGGCGAUUGUUGGCAAGGCGACAAUCAAGAGAAAUACUUACGUCUCGAUAAGCUUGUGCGAGAAGCUGAAGACGAAAUGCACGCGAUCAAUGUGAUGCUGGGUGUUGGCCCCGCAGGAUGGGUCCCAUGUGACCACUUCGACGCUACGAAAGCAGCCGUCGACCAGAUGAAGGCAGACUGCCUCGAGCGGGCCGAAUACGAGAUAGACGAAGCUGCUGUUCGAGAUCACUGGGUGUUCGAUGACAUGGACGAGGACGAGUAUCGAUGA